Messenger RNA from Stylophora pistillata, 933 nucleotides. RefSeq names its product sushi repeat-containing protein SRPX2. The record is from RefSeq and is a predicted model, not a curated record. Lineage: Eukaryota; Metazoa; Cnidaria; Anthozoa; Scleractinia; Pocilloporidae.
AUGAAGUUACGGCUAGUUUCCGACGGAAAAUGUUUUGCGGGUCUCACAGUGGACUUAGAGAUGCUUCUUGUUGAUUUGAGGGAAAAGAUUAAAAACGAGGUCCAGGAAUUGAUGCCUUCAUCUUUCCGAUUUCUUUUUAAAAAUGUCCCACAGGGAGCAAAUCAGGAAUCACGGUUAAUGCUGCGUUACUGCGUAGAAAAUUCUGAUGAAAUCCAAGGUUCACAAGAAGCCUUCGGGAGAGACAUCGCUUUAAAGAUGAUUACUCGAUUCAUCGUUUUCACCGUUCUUCUCUCCAACAUUGCUAUUGCCGCAGUAUUGGACCAGGAGCCCCCAGUUUUCACAUAUUGCCCAAAAGAUAUCAACAUAGAUGAUAUCACAAAUACAGUAAUCAGAGUUAAUUGGGAUCGUCCAUUAGCCAAAGACAACUCUGGAGCACCUUCCAGUAUACAGUGCAACAGAGUAUCUGGAGAGGAAUACUCUGUACCUGGUUCGUAUCAAGUAUUUUGCGAGGCCAAAGAUCAGGCUGGCAAUAAAGCGGAAUGUACCUUUCAAUUAGUUCUAAAAAAAAAACAAUGUCCCUUGUACAAGCCUCCUAAGAAUGGUGUUCUGGCCUGUUUGUAUUUCGGCUCGGACCCUGCUUGUGCUCCAAUGUGCCAAAAAAAUUUCGACUUCGCCUUCCGUCCACCUUGGAUGUACCUGUGUUCUGGUGGAAAAUGGCACAAUUUGGGACCUGGGAAUUACGGACCUUGGCCUGACUGUUCUGGGCCGUCUGACGGGAGUAAAAUGCUCUUUCCUGAGCAUUACUUUGAUGGUGACCAAAAAGAUCCUGUCGUUCAAAUAAGAAUGAACCUCAUUUCUUUAAUGAAGAUGUUUGGCUUUUGCAACUUUGGGUCUGCAAACUGCGUGGCUGAUAAAGUUGAAGUGUACUUUUGA